This is a messenger RNA of Paramisgurnus dabryanus, 1345 nucleotides long. It is a transcript of the gene otud6b, whose product is annotated as OTU deubiquitinase 6B. Gene Ontology annotation, biological process: protein deubiquitination. Lineage: Eukaryota; Metazoa; Chordata; Actinopteri; Cypriniformes; Cobitidae. The record is from RefSeq and is a predicted model, not a curated record. Gene Ontology annotation, molecular function: cysteine-type deubiquitinase activity.
GGAAUGAAUGCGGUUCUCGUCAGAUCAGUUCAACUGAAUGACUGUUCAUUUCAAUGAACUGAAUAUACAAUUCAGUGUUUGCUCGGCAAUUGAAACCGAUGGCAAAACAAUAAUGCACGUAAUGUUUAGGUCGAAUUUAUCCAACAUUUUACCGCUAUAAAUAUUUGCUUUAUUUUAACAUGGAGACAGCGGAGACAACAGAAGAGCUGUUAGCCAAGCAGCAUCGCAAGGAAAAGAAAGACCUGCAAGCAAAAAUACAGAGUAUGAAAAAUGCUGUCCCCAAAAAUGACAAGAAGAGGAGGAAACAACUGACUGAGGACAUUGCCAAAUUAGAGGCCGAGCUCAGUCAAAAACACGAGAAUGAGCUUAGACAACUAAACAUCUCUUCCUCGGUUGAAGAAGUUUCAAAUGCAUUGGAUUCUGUAACUGUAACAAAUAAUGAGGAAGAAACAGAUGGCAAGCAAACGCGGACAUCUAAAGCGCAAAAGAGACGGGACAAAAGGGCUGCCCUUGAGAAGGAGCGAGAGACUCGGAUCGCUGAGGCAGAGGUGGAGAACCUUACAGGCUCUCGUCAUCUGGAGAAUCUAAAGCUGAAAGAGAAGCUGGCAGAGAGACACCUGCAGAUCAAAGAGAUCUCCUCUGAUGGACACUGCAUGUACCGUGCUGUAGAGGACCAGCUGAUGGUGCGAGGCUGUGCUCUUGGCCUUAAAGAGCUUCGUGCUCAAACAGCUCAGUACAUGAGGAGCCACGCAGAUGACUUUCUACCUUUUCUCACUGACCCCAAUACAGGAGACAUGUACACUGCAGAUGAGUUUGAGAAAUACUGCAAUGAUGUUGCAGACACAGCGGCUUGGGGUGGACAGUUAGAGUUAAAAGCCCUUUCACAGGUCCUCCAGAUGCCAAUUGAAGUCAUCCAGGCAGAGUCUCUCUCUAUAAUUAUUGGCGAAGAAUAUGACAGGCCACCAAUCACACUCAUUUAUAUGCGGCAUGCGUAUGGACUCGGUGAGCACUAUAACUCUGUGGAGCCCCUCAAAGAAUUAUCAAACGAGGAGGAGAGCUGAUCAAAUAAAACAUGUAUUAAUAUAUCUUUCGGGAUACUCAUAGAAAUAACACAAAGGCAGUGGCUUUGCUUGCAGUGGACAAGCUUUAUGUUAACGUCCAUGUUUGCAGUGUUCUUCAUGAUUUUUCUGUGCAUUGUGUUAUUGAUGGAAAACUGAUAUCAGCUAAAUAAUAUGCUCUGUAAGGUGCUGGAUCAUGCAAGAUUGAAUAUGUCGACUGUAUUGCAUAUUGAAUAAAGAUGGAUUUUUAUAAAAAAAAAAAACAUAAAUACAUAGUGUUAUGAUCA